AUGCAGCAGGCUGCUCCUGUGAAGCCUACUACUGCUGGUGCCGGCGAGAAGAAGCCGAAGAAGGCUGUUGCUCCAAAGAAAGAGGCGGCGGGUACCAAGAGGAGGAGAACUGCUAAUGUGGAGAAGAAGAAGCUGAAGGUGGUUGCUGCAGUGUCAGCGAAAGCCAAGAAAACUCCCGUCAAGAAAGCUCCGGUGAAGAAGGCGGUGAAGAAGCCUAAGAGCCUCAAGUCGCCAGCGAAGAAGCUUAAGAAAUGA
Messenger RNA from Coffea arabica (coffee), 255 nucleotides. The record is from RefSeq and is a predicted model, not a curated record. NCBI's taxonomy places the organism in Eukaryota, Viridiplantae, Streptophyta, Magnoliopsida, Gentianales, Rubiaceae.